CGACAGAUUCCGGAAAGGGGAAGAGCAGCCAACAUGGCGGCGGAACGCGGCGCGGGCCAGCAACAGUCGCAGGAGAUGAUGGAGGAACGUGGGCCUGUGAACUGGGCUGGUUUUCUUGGCCAAAUGGAUAGUGGAGCAUGGAUGAAGUUGACAGGCGAGUCGAAUCUGAAGAGUCUGGCGAUGAGGAAGGGAAGAAGCAGAGCAGCGGUAUAGUGGCGGACCUCAGUGAGCACAGCCUAAAGGAUGGAGAGGAGCAGGGGGCAGAGGACCCAGAAGGUACCAGGCCGAAAGGACAAGAGCUGCCUGUGGAUAUGGAAACCAUCAACUUGGACAGAGAUGCAGAGGAUGUUGAUCUGAAUCACUACCGCAUCGGGAAGAUUGAGGGGUUCGAGGUGCUGAAGAAAGUGAAGACUCUCUGCCUCCGUCAGAAUUUAAUUAAAUGCAUUGAAAAUCUGGAGGAGCUACAGAGUCUGCGAGAGCUGGAUCUUUAUGACAACCAGAUCAAGAAGAUUGAGAAUCUGGAGGCGCUAACACAGUUGGAGAUUCUAGAUAUUUCUUUCAAUCUGCUGAGAAACAUUGAAGGAGUUGAAAAGCUGACGCGACUGAAGAAGCUCUUCCUGGUUAACAAUAAAAUCAGUAAAAUUGAGAACAUAAGCAACUUACACCAGCUGCAGAUGCUGGAGCUGGGGUCCAACCGCAUCCGGGCAAUUGAAAAUAUUGACACGUUAACCAGUCUGGAGAGUUUGUUUUUGGGGAAAAACAAGAUCACUAAACUUCAGAACCUGGAUGCACUUACCAACUUGACAGUGCUCAGUAUGCAGAGCAACCGGCUGACCAAGAUGGAGGGUCUGCAGAGCCUGGUGAACCUUCGAGAGCUGUACCUGAGCCACAACGGCAUCGAGGUCAUCGAGGGCCUGGAGAACAAUAACAAACUCACAAUGUUGGACAUUGCAUCAAAUAGAAUCAAAAAGAUUGAGAACAUCAGCCAUCUAACAGAGCUGCAGGAAUUCUGGAUGAACGACAAUCUCCUUGAGAGCUGGAGCGACCUCGAUGAGCUGAAAGCGGCCAAGAGCCUGGAGACGGUGUACCUGGAGCGGAACCCCCUGCAGAAGGACCCCCAGUACCGGCGGAAGAUUAUGCUGGCCCUGCCCUCAGUGCGGCAGAUCGACGCCACCUUCGUCAGGUUCUGAGUCCUCCUGGCGCCUGCCGGGUCCCUCUCUUCACAAGAACUUCCCAGCCACGGUUUUUAUCCACCCGUUGCUCCUCAAGCCGGCACUCUCUCAGCAGUCACAAACCCAAUGGCAAUAAAAAGGCACUGAGUGAUAACUGCCGUGUGUGACGCCCGUGCCACUUCGGGACACUGUGGCCCGUACGCUGCCACCUGGUGUUGUCAUGCCCGUGGCGCUCCCGCCACGUCUGUUUCCUCCUCCAGAGAUGGGCGGGCUGGUGGGGGUGAGGGCGCUGCCUGGGGUGGGGGCACUCGGGGGCCGGCCUGGCAGCCCAGACCUGUUUGGUCUUAUAGACCAGGUGACGCCAGGGUUUUUCUAAUCAUACGUAUUUCAGAACAAAACCGUGGGCACAGGAUCGCGGGGUCCCGUGUGCUGCGACCCACUGGGCUCCCCGACAGCCAUGGCCAUGCGCCAGGCCCCCUGCCAGCCACUGCCCAGGCCGCCCGUCCCACCCGUCCGCGGCGCUCCGAGGCCCGGGGCUGCCCGUGAGCGCCAGAGGGGCCGCUGCCCGAGCACCUGGCCGCGCGGUGCCGCUGACAGCGCAAACCCAGCUGAGGCUCUGCUCAAGACCUGCUCCAAAGAGCUUAUGUCUUGACAGCCUCUAACGUCGCUUCCCAGUCUUACCCCGUCCUUGUGCCGGCUUGUUUCUUAGAAGAUUUACGUCGACAGUCACCCGGGGUCUGAAUUUAACGCUGCGGGGACCUUAGCCUCUCUUGGGGUCUCAGAUUUCCCUUCUGCAGAAAGAGGACUGAAUCGAGUGGUCACCGUGGGUCCCUUCUCCGAGAUUCUAGAGUGGCACCGUCCAGUACGGGGGCCGCCCACCACCACGUGUGGCUGCUUCAGUUCAAAUUUAAAUGUGUUUAAAUAAAAUGAAAUAAAAGCAUUCACCUC
This is a messenger RNA of Callorhinus ursinus (northern fur seal), 2120 nucleotides long. RefSeq names its product protein phosphatase 1 regulatory subunit 7 (gene PPP1R7). Gene Ontology annotation, molecular function: protein binding. The record is from RefSeq and is a predicted model, not a curated record. NCBI's taxonomy places the organism in Eukaryota, Metazoa, Chordata, Mammalia, Carnivora, Otariidae.